GUUUAGUACUUUGUUGGGUUAUAAGUGUUUUCGGAAUUAAAUCUUUCCCCAAAAAUUGAAUAGAAAAUAAAUUACAUAAACAUUUUUCUUGCUUAUUUUUUUUUUCCUUUUUUAUUAUUGUGAAAAAUUAUUGGAAAGUGUUAUAUUUUAUGUGGAAAAACUUUAUACUUAUAUCUCUUUUGUCUAUCUUGGCCUUUUUGAAUUGUAUAUAUACAUAGAUACUUAUGCAGGCCAACAUUUUUCUAACAAAUUUAUAAAAAAUAAAUAAUUGAUAAGAGUUUUUUAAUUCUUAUUUUUUGUUUUCCUUUUUUCUUAAAGAACAAGAAAAAAAUAACUUUUUGCAUAAAAUAUUUACAUUUUUUUUUGUUUUUUAUUGAAAAAAAAAUCGAAUUUUCCGGGGAAAAUAAUUCUAAGUUUUAGUGACUGUGAUUUUUCGUUUUGUUUUUUUUUUAGUUAUAAAACAUUUUAAUAUUUGAUUAUAAAAUUAUUUAUGUGUGGAAAAAUUUCAAUAAAGCAAAUUAUUCCGUAUUAAAAAAAAUUGGCGAUGGCUAAAAAUGAAAGUAUGAAUGAUUCUUCAUCAUCUUCGAAUAACAGCAGUAACAAUGAGUUACACUUUUUCGAAGGUGUUGAAAAAUUACUGGAAAUAUGGUUUUUACCAAAUCCAUCCAAAAAUGCUGACUUAAGAAAAAUUCCAAGGCCGAUGUGGAAUGCAUUACUUAAAUCAGUACGUUGUGAAAUUAUAAGCUUUUCUCGAAACGAUAACAUAGAUGCAUAUGUUUUGAGUGAGAGUAGUAUGUUCGUGUCGAAGCAUCGUUGGAUAUUAAAGACAUGUGGUACAACUACACUUUUGCAAUGUUUAGAACCACUGCUAGAAUUGGCUUAUGGUAUUGCUGGUUUUACAGAAAUUAAAGAUUUCUUCUAUUCACGCAAGAAUUUUAAAAGACCAGAAUUACAGAUAUCGCCACAUGGAAGUUUUAGCGAAGAAGUAUCACUACUUGAUUCAAUUUUCAAAGACGGCAGAGCCUACUGUUUUGGAUCUGUAAAUCGUGAUUGCUGGUAUUUAUAUACAUUAGAUCAUGAUAUUAAUGAAGGAACAAAAUUAUGCCAUUUAAUUAAUGGUCUUUUGGGCAAUAAUAACAUGAUGAAUGGAUUAACUGUUUUUAAUAGUUUCAAUAAUGAUGAUAAUGUAGAUAAUAAAGAAUGUAAUAUUCGUAAUAAUGGCAUUAAUAAUGAUGGAAAUCAUAACAAAGAAAAUGAUAAUAACAUGAUUUUAAGAACUGAUCAUGAUGGAAAUAUUUUAAAUGGUUCUGGUAUUGAUAAAAAUGGUUUAAAACAUCAAUGUACGAUUGAAAAUAUAAAUAAUAAGAUGAAGAAAUCAUUUGAACCAGAUCAAACAAUUGAAAUAUUAAUGACAGAAUUGGAUCCAAAAAUUAUGUCAAUAUUUACAAAAGAGACAUGUUCAAAUGCUUUAGAAGCUACAGUAAAAUCCGGUAUUAAUAAGUUGAUCCCGGGAAUGAAUAUCGAUGAUUAUUUGUUUGAACCAUGCGGUUAUUCUAUGAACGGGAUUUCAAAAAAUGUUUCUGCCGAUUACUCUCAAGGCUAUUAUAUGACAAUUCACGUUACACCUGAAGAAGAAUUUUCUUAUGUAAGCUUUGAGAGUAACAUUGCAACAUCUAAUUACAAUGAUUUAAUUAAUCGUGUCAUUAAAACAUUUCAACCUGGAAAGUUUAUUGUUACAAUCUUUGCCAACCGGACAUCAACAUCUUCGAGCAAAGCAUUUUGUGAUUUGGACAAUGCAAAUCGUUUGGGUGAUUCAUGGCAACGUCAAGAUAUACAAUAUUGCCGUUUCAAAACUUACGAUUUGACUUAUGCUCAUUAUUGUAAAUUCCCAAGCUGAGGGUUACAGGCAAUACCUUGUGUUUUAAAAACCGAGGUACAAAAUAAAAUCAAUAUAACUGAUUAUAACAUAUAUAAAAAUAUAAAUAACCCAAAUAUUAAAAAUAAAUUUAUAAAUAAUAAAAAUAAUAAAUAUAUUGAUGAAAUAGCACAUAAAGAACAACAACAGCAACUCUCUAAUGAAAAUGAAAAUUCUCUACAAAAAUUCAAUAGAAAAAAUAAUUUUUUAAAUAAUAAUGAUGAAACAGUAAACCCUACAAAUAUAAUUACAACAUUAACUAAUCCAUCAGAUAUUAGAAAUAGAACAAAUGCAGUAGAAUCAAAGCAGAAUACAAAUUUUAAAAAUUCAACAAAUUCAAUUAGAUUUAAUACAAAUACUAACAAUAUUUUAAGAAAUAAUACUAACAUUUUAAAUUAUAACUCAAACUCUAAUUUUAUUUGUAGCAACAUAAAGAAUAAUAAUGAAAACAGUUAUUGUAAUAAUGAUAAUAAUAAUAAUAAUAAAUAUGAAGAUAAUGAUGAUGGCAAUGAUUAUGAAGAUGAAGAU
Condylostylus longicornis is the source of this 2443-nucleotide messenger RNA. RefSeq names its product S-adenosylmethionine decarboxylase proenzyme (gene SamDC). The record is from RefSeq and is a predicted model, not a curated record. Gene Ontology annotation, molecular function: adenosylmethionine decarboxylase activity. Bases 545 to 1897 code for a protein of 450 amino acids. Gene Ontology annotation, biological process: spermidine biosynthetic process; spermine biosynthetic process. Gene Ontology annotation, cellular component: cytosol. NCBI's taxonomy places the organism in Eukaryota, Metazoa, Arthropoda, Insecta, Diptera, Dolichopodidae. The transcript has 8 exons.